Galendromus occidentalis (western predatory mite) is the source of this 4167-nucleotide messenger RNA. RefSeq lists its product as uncharacterized. The record is from RefSeq and is a predicted model, not a curated record. Gene Ontology annotation, biological process: DNA integration. The transcript has a single exon. Bases 1 to 4167 code for a protein of 1388 amino acids. Lineage: Eukaryota; Metazoa; Arthropoda; Arachnida; Mesostigmata; Phytoseiidae. Gene Ontology annotation, molecular function: nucleic acid binding; zinc ion binding.
AUGAAUCCGUCGAUACGCCCCCCCGACGAAUUUACAGUGCCGGAAGGAAAAAACCGGUAUGCAUCAUGGAAAACGUGGUCGAAAAAGUUCAGAUAUUACGCAGACGCCAUCGCGUUGAACGAGAAAACACCUCCGACGCAAGUGGCAUGCCUACUAGCAGUGAUGGGCGAAAUCGCCGGUCGAGAAUAUGAUCGUGCGAUUGCUGAUAGAGUCACACCGACAACAACUUCGACUGAGGUUUUAACAGCCCUCACAGCAGUUUUCAGACAAGAACUGAGCGUUACCCAAAGCCGGUUCGAGCUUUUCAACGUGAAGCAAAAACAAGGGCAGCUCGAGGCGUUUCUGCAACAACUCGACGACAAAGCCGAAGAGUGUGAUUUCUGUGAAAAAUGCAAAGAAUCCGUGGUGACAUCAAUUUUCAUAAUCGGAUUGGACGAUAGUGAAACGAAGCAGUACCUGCUUCAUAAUGGGGAAUCGCUCACCAAGCUCAAAGCACUGAAACUCGCACGGAACUACAUGAACUCCAAGUCGAUAGAAUCUACGAUCCGAGCCGGAAGUAGCAUCAAAGCAGAUUCGAGCAUAGAAGUGGAUGCAAUCCACAGGAAGGACCGACCAAGACCACGCGAGUUACUCGGGAGGCCUGCGCCGUCAAUCAAAUGCAGAUUCGGAUGCAAGACUCACCCUCAGCAGCAGUGCCGUGCUUCGAGGGUCAAAUGCUUCAAAUGCAAUCGAAUGGGACAUUUCUCAGCGGUUUGCUCAUCGAUACACUACCUUGAUGACGAGCCGAUUCCAAGUACGGAGAUGCAGGAGCAUCAUCAGCAUCAAACGAAUUGUGACGAAUUGCAUCUAUUUGCUUUGAGGCUGGCGGAAUUGCGAGGCUCGUCCCCGAAAAACUCGGCAUCGCAGUGGUGGCAGCGCCUGGCAUUGGGAGAUUCCAAAAUCAAGGUAGAUUUCAAGUUGGAUUCGGGUGCACAGAUAUGCAUACUACCAUGGCGAAUUUUCAAAACCAUCCCAGACCGCCCCGUGCUCAAGCCAACGCACAAAACCAUAUCCUCGUACUCGUCUCACACCCUGAAGAUCGCUGGCACCUGCACAGUAGCAGUCGCCAUUCCAGGGGAUACACGCAAAACGCCGGUGCUGUUCUUCGUGGUAUACACGAGUGCUCCCGCUAUCCUAGGACUGCCAGAAUGCGAGCGUCUAGGACUCAUACAACGCACAACGCCGAAAACCAUGCGUUUGGAUUCAAUCCACGACGAGAAAAUGGAAAUGGUGCGUCGUAACCACGAUCUUUUCGAUGGAAAACUCAGCACGUUGCCUGGAAUUCAGCGAAUCGAGAUCAAUCAAAACGAUCAACCUCCUCGACGAAUAUUCCCACCGAGACGUCUGCCUAUCCGACAUAAAGAGAAAAUCCACCGGACAAUCCAGGAGAUGGAGAAACGAGGUGUCAUCGCCAGAACCACAAGACCGACGGAUUAUGUACUGCCAAUGGUGGUGGUCUCUAAAUCAGAUGGGUCAUUCAGAAUAUGCCUAGAUCCAAGGUAUAUUAACCCACACAUCAAGCGCCGAACAUUCCCGCUCCCGAUAGCGCAGGAACUUCUCAUGCAGCUGGCUGGCGCGCAGUACUACUCCGUAGUGGAUGGUGACGCCGCUUUUUGGCACCUCAAAUUGGACCAAGAAUCUAGCGAUCUCUGCACAUUCGCGACCCCGUGGGGAAACUAUCAAUUCAAACGCCUACCAUUCGGGAUAGUCGACGCAUCCGAAAGAUUUUCGGAAGUCAUACAUGCUUUGUUCGCCGACCUGAAGGGAGUCGCAAAUUGUGUUGACGAUUUCCCAAUCCAUGGUCGAACGAGAGAGGAACAUGACAAGAACCUCGAGGCUUUUCUCUCCAGAUGCCGAGAGGUGGGUCUCAAACUCAACGAGAAGAAAUUCCAAUAUUGCCAACCCAGCGUGAAAUUCCUGGGACACGUAGUAGGAAAAGAUGGCAUAGCGAUUCCCGACUCACGCAUCGAUGCAAUCUUGAAAAUGUCACCACCCAAGGACCAAAAGGAAGUCCGCCAAUUCCUUGGAAUGAUUAACUACGUCGCCAAGUUCAUUCCAAACGCUGCCAACAUUACAGCUCCGCUUCGCCAGUUGACUCGGAAUGACACCGAUUUCACGUGGAACCCAGGAGCAGAGGACGCAUUCUCCAGACUCAAACACGCAUUAACGAAGGCGCCCGUACUAGCGCACUUCGAUCCGACAUGCGAGACAACCCUGAGUGUUGAUGCCAGCUCGUAUGGUAUCGGAGCGGUGCUCAUCCAAAACCAGAGGCCUGUUGCUUUCUCCUCAACCAGCCUAACAGAGACGCAGUCAAGAUACGCACAAAUUGAGAAGGAACUGCUUGCGAUUGUGUAUGCGUGCGAGCAUUUCAAGUUUUUCAUCCAAGGCCAGCAAGUGACAAUCGAGACUGAUCACCAUCCGUUGAUCGCGAUUGUAAAGAAGGAACUCGCUCUCCUAUCACCCCGCCUGCAAAAGAUGAUGCUGAGGCUGCUCAGAUUCGAUUUCAAGCUGCAGUACAUACCUGGCAAGUACAUGUUUAUCGCCGACGCCUUGUCGAGAAAACCUCUCGCGAAAACCACGAGCGCUCCAGAAAUUGAGGACAGAGCCCUCAAUGUGUACGCAAUGACGACCCUCUCCGACAGGCGAAAGAAUAUCAUGCAACAGCAAACGGAGCAAGACCCUCAGCUCCAAGAAGUCAUUCGGUUCAUCAGAAACGGAUGGCCUGAUCACAAGCACAAGUGUCAACCCGAGACCAAGCUAUACUGGGAUGUCAGAGACGAGUUGACGUGCGAUGAUGGCAUUUUGUUCCGCCAAAAUCGCAUGGUCAUCCCUCAGGCAUCUCGUAAAUCGGUACUCGAGGAUCUCCACAAGGCGCAUCAGGGGAUCGAACGCUCGCUCCGCCUGGCCAGAACGAGUGUUUACUGGCCUGGACUCGCAGCAGACGUCAAGCAACUUGUUGAAGCUUGUACGUUCUGUCAAUCACGAGCGAAAGCCAACAGCAAAGAGCCCUUGAUGCCCAUAUCCGCACCACCACACCCAUGGCACACCAUAUCCAUCGAUUUCAUGCAUCUCAGAGGAAAGACCUACAUGGUGGGCGUCGAUUAUCUCACCCGCGAUUUCAUGCUUCGCCACAUGACGACGACAACAGCAGACCGCGUGAUUCAAGUGCUAGAAGAAUGGUGGUUCCAGCACGGAAUUCCGCACACAAUAAUUUCCGACAACGGACCUCCAUACUCAGGAGCAGUAUUCAUGGAAGCGAUGAGAAAGUGGGACAUACGACAUAUCACUUCCUCUCCAGGACACGCACAAUCUCACGGCCUAGUCGAGAGGACCAUUCAAACGCUCAAAGCUGUAAUUGAGAAGACGCAAAGCGAUGGGAAGAGCAUACAAAUGGCCCUUAUGAGCCUUAGGAACACCCCGGGCAACGACGGCGUUUCUCCUGCCGAACUAUCAUGUGGCAGGCGCCUGCGAUCCACGCUACCGGCGGCUCUCGACACCAAACAACGUCCACGCGAUUUGUGGACCCGAAGAAAAGCAUUCAUCAACUCCACAGCGUCACGAACAAAAAAAUACUUCGACCAACACGCUCAUCCACUUCCGCAGCUCAAAUUGUCCCAAAGAGUAUGGGUCCGAGUUGCACAUCGAAAAUGGAAGCCCGCAGUCAUCACCGAAGUGAUGAACGCCCCGAGAUCGUAUAAGAUAAGAACCGAAGACGGCCUCGAUCUCAGAAGAAACAGAAGAGAUUUGCGUCUUGACAAAAGCACCAGCAGCGUCGACACAGGUACACCCGCCUCAUUUCGUGGAAGGCACUUCAUACCGUCGAAUCCGAUUCUCUCUGACUCGACCGGCUCCGACGGUUAUGACAGUCAAGCAUCACUCUCGGAAGCCGACUCCGACGCAACCAUCCGAGGCAAUGACGAAUCGAAUCCAGGAGACCCGAAUGUGACAGAGGAUGAUUUCGAAGCGACUCCGACUUCCAGUGCUGACAACGAAAAAACACUCGAAUCGAAAGACAACUCUAAAACGAUACCCGAAACGGAGCCCGCAUCGCGGAGCUCUUCAGUAGGGGAUCAAGUUCCCAGGUCGUCGUAUGGGAGAGUUCUCAAAGCUGUUCAAAGAUAUAAUUGA